This is a messenger RNA of Schistosoma guineensis, 339 nucleotides long. NCBI's taxonomy places the organism in Eukaryota, Metazoa, Platyhelminthes, Trematoda, Strigeidida, Schistosomatidae. The record is from the annotation of a GenBank genome assembly.
AUGACACGAAUUCAAAUACUCAAAUAUGCAGCUGACAAACUGAUUGGUAUACCUUUAACAAACACUUCUACUACUGAAUAUAAAUCAGAUCCAUUAUAUCUUAUAACUGCUAAGCCAUAUGAACAAAAUAAAUUCCUUGUACAUAAUGACUCAAUAACUGACAAGGUAAAAUUUACAAAAGCAUCAAUAGAACAAUAUCGUCGACGUCUAGAAAGAAUUGAAUAUGAUCGAAUACAUUCAUUUCUUGGUGGCGAAAAGAAUUACAUUGAAUUAAUUAUUAUCUGUGAUGUAAUGAAAACAAAACAAAAACUUUUUUAUACAGUAGAAAAUUUGUUUUAA